AUGAAAUCGAGUUUUAUGAGAAUAAAGAGAGUGACUGACCCGUUCGACGAGAAUGCGAAGGCGCGGAUCGUCGGCGGUUAUAUGACCCGACCCGAUUACGUCAGCAGCGGCAGCGGCAGCGACCACAGCGCGCAAGCCGACGAUGACGUCACCUCCUCGAACCUCUCCGCGCUCUUCAUCGGCUGCGGCGACGACGCAGAAGCGGCGGAACCGGCGGCGGAAGGCGGCGAGGGCGCGGAUGCGGAGCGGGAUCGGUCGAUUUCGGAGAGCGUUGAUCUGAUCGGGCGGAUCGUGGAGAAUGAGAGCGAUGCGUUUAGGAAUAAGCUUAGGGUUCAGGUUUGGAGAGCGGCGGAGAUAUUCGCGUGCCUGAGAUCGAACAAGCAGAUGAUGCGGAGGAAUGUGAUGGCGUAUUUGAGGAACUGCGGCUACAAUGCGGCGGUGUGCAAGACGAAGUGGGGGAGCUGCGGCGGUCUGACCGGCGGAAGCUACGAGUUCGUCGACGUCGUCGAUUCCGCGCCGGGGAAGACGAGGUACGUCGUCGAUUUUGAUUUCGCGGCGGAGUUCGCGAUCGCGCGGCCGACGAGCUCGUACGAGCGCCUGCUGAGGCGGAUGCCGGGGAUCUUCGUCGGAUCCGCCGAGGAAUUGAGGCAGAUUUUGAGAGCGGUGAGUGACGCCGCGAGGUGGUCGUUGAAGAGCGGCGGCCUCAUCAUGCCGCCGUGGAGGAAGCACCGGUUCAUGCAGAGCAAGUGGCUCGGACCGUACCGGCGGACGACGAGUCUCUUCUCGUCGCCGCCGGCGCCGGUGGCAAACCACAGUUACGUCGUCAAGUGCCGUGCCGUCGGUUUUGACGCCGUUAGCAGCGGCUGUUUGCUGUUUCCCGCGGCUGCGCGAACGAGAUGA
This is a messenger RNA of Salvia miltiorrhiza (redroot sage), 900 nucleotides long. RefSeq lists its product as uncharacterized. Lineage: Eukaryota; Viridiplantae; Streptophyta; Magnoliopsida; Lamiales; Lamiaceae. The record is from RefSeq and is a predicted model, not a curated record. The transcript has a single exon. Bases 1 to 900 code for a protein of 299 amino acids.